AUGUUCUGGUUUCCGCUGUUCGUGUGUGCCUUUUUGGGUGCCACACCGGUUAAGUUGCAAUUUUUGGAGCCAAAUUGCGGUAGAAUGGACCAGAGGGCACUGCUAAAUACAAACUAUCAAGCGCACAUAUCGGAAAGCCCCUGGAUGGCAUAUUUACAUGCAUCCGGUAGAUUUUAUUGCGGAGGAUCGCUAAUCAAUCACAGAUUUGUAUUGACUGCCUACCAUUGCAUAAUUAAUGGUGAGACCCUGACUGUGCGUUUAGGCGAGUAUGAUACCGCCACGUACAACGAUUGCAGCGGAUCCGAUUGCAUUCCGCCCUACGAGGAGUUCGACAUAGAUAAAGCUAUUCGGAAUAAGGACUAUUCAAGGAGCAAUCGCUUUCACGAUAUUGCCUUGCUUCGACUAUCGCGACGUGUGGAGUAUAAAACCCACGUCAAGCCCAUAUGCCUGCUCACAAACAUGGCUCUGCGCUCGGCGAUAGAGAACAUGCAGCAGUUCGUGGCCACUGGUUGGGGUAGCAACACCCCAGGAUCACCUAGCCGCACCCUCAAGUCCAUUUAUAUGAAUCGCCUGGAUCGCAGCGAGUGCCGGGAAAGAUACUUGGUGGAAUGCGCCAGCAACCAGAUCUGUGUGGGUCAUGACACGGGCGUGUCGUGCAGCGGUGACUCUGGCGGACCCAUGGGGCACAUGGUGCGAAUAGGAGGUCAAACGGCAUUCGUUCAGGUUGGCAUCGUUAGCUAUGGCAACCCGGAGUGUCGCAGUCCCAGUGUCUUCACGGAUGUCAUGUCGCAUAUGGGCUGGAUUCAAAUGGUCGUCGAGCGGUUUUCUUAG
This is a messenger RNA of Drosophila serrata, 831 nucleotides long. Its product is annotated as transmembrane protease serine 9. Gene Ontology annotation, molecular function: serine-type endopeptidase activity. The record is from RefSeq and is a predicted model, not a curated record. Lineage: Eukaryota; Metazoa; Arthropoda; Insecta; Diptera; Drosophilidae. Gene Ontology annotation, biological process: proteolysis.